Suhomyces tanzawaensis NRRL Y-17324 is the source of this 534-nucleotide messenger RNA. Its product is annotated as homeobox domain-containing protein. The record is from RefSeq and is a predicted model, not a curated record. The transcript is spliced from 2 exons. Gene Ontology annotation, molecular function: DNA binding. NCBI's taxonomy places the organism in Eukaryota, Fungi, Ascomycota, Pichiomycetes, Serinales, Debaryomycetaceae. Bases 1 to 534 code for a protein of 177 amino acids.
AUGAAUUCACUGAUUGAAUCCUUAAAACUCAUCGAGCUUCAUCUUAAGAUGCAGAUCACAACAAUAUGUACCUUUCCUGUUUUCAAUCCAGAGGUAAUCCGUGCAGAAGUCGAAGCUCACACUUCCUUUUUGGUAAUCUUUCUUGAGAGAGCACCUUAUAUUCGAGAUGGGGAGUUGGUAAUUUUAAAGAAUAUCAGUACCCUUGUUAAAACUUUGCUUAAUAUGACUCGGGAACGUUAUGAUUUUCACUUUCAAAUUCAAGAAUUGGCAAUUGGGCUGAAUGAAUCAGGACAGACAACCCAAUCAAACUCCCAUUUAGUUUCCAACCACAAGUUCUCUCAAAACCAAGUUGAAAUUCUUGAACAAUGGUAUCAAUCAAAUUCUGAACACCCAUUUCUAAACAACCAAUCAACUCUUGAAUUGCAAACUCGCACGGGACUCACAGUAACCCAAGUUAAAAAUUGGGUUUCUAACAAGAGGCGCAAGGAGAAGACUCAAAGUGUAUCAAAAGAAUUAGAGCCCUUUUUAACGUGA